GGCAACUCCUGUGCUAUAAUACGUGAUCAUUUCCUCUCGACUAGAGUUCUAGGGCUUUCCGUCUUUCAGAAGGUCGCCAUUCUAUCCUUCUUACAGCCUGUUCUAUGGUCAGCGCAAUACAAUGGCAAGUUUACGUCGCGGUCCUUUCACAUGCUUUCAUUCUGAUACCUACCCAGAACGUGCAAUUCAACCAGGCACUGAAGCAGUCCACUGCCGUACGACGAGAUCUCGAGACUUUUGCCCAGGCGCCAGCCACUGCCUCUCCUGCUCUGCAGGGCCAGAUUUCCACUACACUGACGAGUCUGGCAAGAACGCUAGAUGAUUACCAGAACCUCUCGCGAAACGAGCUCAACGAAGAGAAGAAAGAGAAGGCAGCCGAGAGAUUAAAGAAUUUCAGAACAGAGCUAUCCUCCUAUCGCGCACAAUUCGACCAGCUUAAGAAAGAACGUGAAGGUGCGGUGGCAGCGAACAACCGGAACGAGUUAUUGGGAAGACGCCCUCAUCAUGCCGCAACUCCUGAAAAUCCAUACGCACACGCGUCGAGCCAGAGCGCGUUUGCACCGGCGCAUCGAAAUACACAGGACGGCUUGUCAUUUGGCGCCGGCCCCAGCAAUUACUCCCGCGAGGAUCACGCUCUCCGUGAACAGAGUUUCUUCGACACAGCCAAUGCCCAGAUUGACGAAUUCUUGGAUCGUGGACGAGCAGUUCUAGGGGAUUUGGGACAACAGCGAGAAAUCUUGAAAGGCACACAGAAGAGACUCUACAGCGUGGCCAACACUCUGGGAGUCAGCGGAGACACGAUACGCAUGGUUGAGAGGAGAGCAAUGCAGGACAAGUGGAUUUUCUGGGGAGGAGUGAUUGUGUUCUUCCUGUUCUGCUGGUUGGUCAUCCACUUCCUCCGGUGAAAUAUGCACCGAUUUCCUAUCGCUGGCGAAGAGAAGCAUUGCUUGAGAGACUCUCUCUCCCUCAUCGUCUCUUGUGAAGAUCGCCAAAGUGCACCACAUACGGAGGCUCCAUAUAUCUACGGCGACCUAACAUCGCCAUUCAUACAUUCGAGACUCACACGUCGCACAUGCUACAGUAGUAGCAGACGGCAAAAAGAGACAAGAUGAGUAGUGAGUAGCAAGAGCCGGAGGCUCUUCUAUGACUCACUGAAUCAACGCCUAGGAGCAAAUCCAGAACGGCGACGACUGAAAUUCGAAUCGCUCUAUUCAUCACCCAUCACACUCGCAGAGCUCCCGACCGGAGGGUGCGUCAAGUUGAAUGAUAUAAAGGACACGACAUUGUCAUUCCAAGACCUAACCACAUCCGAUCCUAAACAUUGACCUGCUGAGACUUGCAGCUGGUGGCUGGAGAGCGCCAUUACUGUAAGACUGUACGACAGGUUCAGAAAUCGAGGACUUGACAAUUCACCAAUGCCCUAAAAGAUGGUUCUCUUGACUGAUUGUCACACUACCCAUGGAGACUGAUGAAUGUACGACCAUACUUGAAUAGUCUACUGACUUGGCGGCAGCUCUCAUGUACUCCCGCCUAAUUUACCACUCCAUAGGUACCUCGUAAGCAAUGAAAAGUAUGCCUCCCUACCUUAAAUACUUGACAAGCAGACUUUGCAUUUUGGCUGUAGCCAAAUAUUGAUAGUGAGACACAUGCGUUGGCGGAGCCGCACGGACAUCUAACUUGGAAUGUAUGACAACGAACCAAUACGCCCAGUUGUAUUGCAUAGAGAUUACUUCGAAUCAGGAGAAGAGUGGCACCGACACAAUUUAGUGAAGAAGAAGAAAAGGACAUUCAGGAGUGCAGAAAGAGAAAGGGGAGCAGGGGCGACAGUGCCAAAG
Molecule: messenger RNA, 1835 nt
Organism: Exophiala oligosperma
Lineage: Eukaryota; Fungi; Ascomycota; Eurotiomycetes; Chaetothyriales; Herpotrichiellaceae
Exons: 1
Coding region: 105-905 (266 amino acids)
Biological process (GO): endoplasmic reticulum to Golgi vesicle-mediated transport; vesicle fusion
Cellular component (GO): endoplasmic reticulum membrane; Golgi apparatus; SNARE complex
Molecular function (GO): SNAP receptor activity; SNARE binding
Source: RefSeq, a predicted model, not a curated record